Danaus plexippus (monarch butterfly) is the source of this 2304-nucleotide messenger RNA. RefSeq names its product solute carrier family 2, facilitated glucose transporter member 8-like. The transcript is spliced from 10 exons. Gene Ontology annotation, biological process: transmembrane transport. The record is from RefSeq and is a predicted model, not a curated record. Lineage: Eukaryota; Metazoa; Arthropoda; Insecta; Lepidoptera; Nymphalidae. Bases 540 to 2075 code for a protein of 511 amino acids. Gene Ontology annotation, cellular component: membrane. Gene Ontology annotation, molecular function: transmembrane transporter activity.
UUGACAGUGGUGCACGUGCGCUCCAAUUAUUAACGUCAUUGUUACGAUAAUGUGUUAGAUAUAAUAUAUAAGAAACAAUUAUUCAUACAAAACAUAUAGUGCGUACAGUUAUUAUAAGUAUAGUGUCCAGAGAAAGUGAUCCUCAUUUGAUCUGUGCUACUUGUAACGGUUAUUUAGCGGACUGAAUAUUUGCUGGUUGGUGUUUUUUGUAUACUUAAAUAAUUGAACGGACAAGAAAGACACGUGUGAAUUGCGGAAGUGUUACAUAUGUUAUGUGAAAUUUGUACCUACUUUAGUUAUUUUGAGAAGUUUUUAUUUUACAGACAGUGACUGUUGUGUGUGCCUACCUAGUGUGAAUAUGUUGUGUUUCAAGCUAUUUAUAUUAAGCACUUUUAACUUUUCUAAAUCUAAAUAAAUCUAGUGAACAUUUUGAUAAUAAAGUUUUUGUAUGGACUAGAACGGCUUCUGAUAGUACUCAAGAGCAGGAACCAAGUGCCAACAACUUUUCUGCAGGUGUUAGAUUAGAGACGUGAUUUGCAAUGGAUAUUCGAUCUUUUUAUAGCACUGAUAGAGUUCCAAUAAAAAAAAAAUGUCUGUUUGACGAACGCAAUAUGCUCCGUGCACUAAAAUGGCUCCAUCGUAUCCAAGAUGGCGGCAUCGCCAACCAGUUCUUCAUGGCGUUUAUGGUGACCGUACCGGUAUUGAAUUUCGGUAUGCUGAUGGGAUGGCAGUCCCCUAUGACUCCCAUCCUCCAGUCCAAGGAUGGACCGGCUCCUGAACCGAUCACAGACGAAACCAUAUCCUGGAUGGCGUCCAUCACUUUCUUCCCUCCUAUAUUCUGCGGCCUCCUCGUUGGUGACCUGGCCGACAGAUGGGGCAGAAAGAUCACCACACUCCUCACAUCUCUCCUGCUAACCAUAAGUUGGAGCAUAACUCUGUUCUCUCUAACCCCAUGGGCUCUGAUACUAUCCCGGGGAGUGGCGGGGAUAGCUUGCGCAGGAUGUUACGUGGUCACACCAUUGUAUUUGAAGGAGGUAGCUUCAGACAAAAUUCGCGGCGCUCUGGGCUCUCUCUUCAUACUGUCACAAAAUUUCGGCUAUCUGGUGGUGUACGUGGCUGGAGAUAUAUUCUCCUUCAACUCUGUGCUUUGGCUCUGCACCGCUAUACCUUUCCUCCACAUGCUGUUGUUCCUUGGAGUUCCGGAGACGCCCGUGUACCUCAUCAAACAAGGAAAGGUCAAGGAGGCGAGAGCAACUCUAGCCUGGCUGAGAAACACGUCGCUUGAUGACAAAAACUUACAAGAGGAGAUACAACAGAUGGAACGAGAAGAGGAACACGCCAAGUCCGUCCAGAAAGCCACGUGGCGUAGUCUGGUCAAGGACAAGACGACCUUCAAAGCGUUCAGGCUAUCUAUGAACGUGAUGUUAUCACAAGAGACCUGCGGAUAUUUGGUAGUGCUCAUGUACGCGGGCUCCAUCUUCGAACAGGCCUCCGAGUCCAUCCAUCUUAAGUUGAGCCCCAACAAGCAGACUAUCGUCGUCGGUGCUAUACAGCUGCUGGGGUCAAUACUGGCUAGCUGCAUCGUAGAAAAGACUGGCAGGAAGUGGCUGUUGGCAGUGACGUCAUUCAUAACGGGUCUUUCAAUGCUGGGUCUGGGCGCGUGGUUUUUCCUAACAUCCUAUUCAAUAUGGCUGCCGGGCUGGUUUCCGGUGGCGGCCAUGUGUUGUUGUAUAUUCGCUGAUGCGGCUGGAUACCAGCCCGUACCUUAUGUUAUUACCUCCGAGCUGUUUUCUUUUCAGCAUCGUGGUAUGGUGACAUCGUUUGUGAGUAGCGUCGACGCUUUGAGCGACUUCCUACAAACAAAAGCCUACGACCCGCUGCUCAAGCUGCUGGGGAUACACUGGGUGUUCAUAAUGUUCUCUAUAGUAUGCUUCGCUGGCACGACAUACACCGUGCUAUACGUACCAGAGACGAAAGACAAAACUCUAGAGGAAAUAUACGCCAUCUUGGACAGGAAGAAAGACAAAAGGAAAGACGCAGAGGCGGGAAAGGGUUUAGAGAUGAGUAGAUUAUAACGACUUAAUAAAUGUACUUAACGCUUAGCGGGCAUGUUGAUAUUUUUGUAAAAAUAUAUACAUUUUGAAUACUUUUGAUUGUGCAAUUGAUGUGAAUCUUAUUUGUACUGUGAUAAAGUCGAAAUUACUUUAUGUUACGCUAGACCUAUUCACCCCGAUUGUGAUAUUUAUGACGAAUUCUAUAAGGUAUUAUUAGUUUUAAGAACAGAUUAUAUUAAAACUUAAUUUA